ACAACCGCCGCCCACCACUGCGCGGCGUCGACUCGGCCGCGACGGAGACCGCGCGUGAUAACAGAACUAUACUGUUCGAUGUCAACACGCACCUUCUUAUCAGUGGAUUUAGUUCGAAAACAUCGGUAACAGCGGGCCGCUAACCCGUUGACACGACGGGCCGAGACAUGCCGACCAAGUAUUACUCCGUGUACAGCCACCGGUACAUGAUCAGCAGGAAUUUUAGUAGAAAAUAUAAGAGAAAGGACACAUUGAGCCUGUUGCCGGUUGUACGUGACUUGAGAAACGGGGCCGGCGAUAGUCUAAGUGAUCAUGGUAACAACAGAACGAGAAAGGACGAUUCGCUCUGCGACAUCCUGUCGAGUCCGUCAUUCCGAUUCGUUAUCUGCUUGAUCAUCGUAAUGGUUGUCUUACUAUACAAGUCGGUUUACAUGGAUUAUUUCCACUUGAAGAAUGAAAAAUCUUCCAUAUCGAUCAUGAAGACUUCAUGGAACUCUACUAAAACGUUAUACGGAUAUGAUAACGGAAAACCAACAAUUGAAGUAAUCGAAAUUCUACCAAAUUGUGGAUUACAAACCAUUUGCUCAGACAAUGCUUUUCCAAUUCAUAUAUAUACAGGAAAAAAUAAAACCGACUUUCCGAGGUUGUGUAUUAUGGGCAAAUACGUUAUGUCAUUCAACCGAACUGCAGGUGGUCGUGGUAUCAACGUAGCUGUGAUAGAGUCAACUACAUAUACCAUCAUGGAUGUAAAAAACUUUGAUACGUAUGAGUAUAAUAGUUCUAAUUUAGACGAAUGGCUUGAUCACAUGGUUAACGUUGGGGAUGUAGUAAUAUUUUUUACAUUCGACGAGGCAUCUAAAAAGUUAACAAAAAACACAAGAAAUAUCUUAUACAAUAUGGGGAGUGGGAAAAUUCAAGACUUAUGGUACAGAUGCCAAUGGUACAUGGUGACACAAAAAGGAAUUCAAGGCAUCACGCCGUAUGAAAAAAUUACAUAUUCGCAUAAGAACAAUUGGGCAAAUGUAUUAGAUGAAAAAUUAUGUGUUCCAUUUCAAAUUACAGGAAAUCCAAUUGUAUCCGACGAUUUAUCUAAUCAACAAUUAUCGUUUUGUAAUAGCACAUUUGACGAGUACACAAUGUAUUGCAAUGAAAGUAGUGAACACACCGGAAGCGUUAGUUACGAAUACUCGAGGAGUGAGUCCCGAGAAAGUCAUCGAACAACAACAACAACAACAACUAGUCGAUUGCUCGAUCGAACGGAAUAAAUAGGGUAAUCGCCACCGCGUUGUUAUAACAUAUUAUAACCAAUAUUAUAAUAUGUUAUUUAUAUACCAGUAGCGAAUCUGUAGGUUGUUCAAGGGGGUAGCUAAUUUUACAAAAUUAUUUAUACGAUGUAUUUUUUUAGUAAUAUAUAUACAUAUAUAUAUAUUAUAUUUAUGAGGGAUUUUUAAUAUGUGAAAUUCUAUUGCUGGCAAAUACGUAUGUCGAUAUAAUUCGUUUUAUUUUAUUUCGUUUCGGUUUAUUCGUUAUUAUACCUAUACACGUGUCUCUUCUACGCGUAUUAUAAUGUGCCGCGUACAAACGAUAUAUAUAUACUACGCAGUGUAACGCGCCAAUUAGUUUAGGUUGCUAUAUACACGAGCGUAGUAGGCAUAUAUGUGUAUACAUUGAUAUAUUAUAUAUUAUUGUUAUAUGCAUGACAUGCAAUUCAAUAUUAUAUAGGUUAUUUUUGCUAUUGUGGAAUAAAAAUAUAGUAGCGAGUAUGAUGAUAAUUCCAUCACGGUGGUACGCGGAAUAUCGCCCACGCAUAUUAUAAUAUAUUAAACAUAUUGUGUCCAAUCCCUAUACACUGCUAACACUGCUGCGGUAUACAGGGCGUCGAUGACGGAGACCACUCGACGAUUAAUCAAACGAUCGCCCUUUCGACGACCCUUUAUCUCUUUCUUUUUUUCCCCGUUUUUUUUUUUUUUUUUGGUUCUGUGGGCGCGUUAAACGAUUUCACACGGGCUAAGUUUUCUGAAUAAGUCACCUAUAAAAGUAAAUUAUAAACAGGAUACACACCAAAUCCGAAGAUAAUCGAACAAAAAUGUGGGUAUAGACUGCCCGAAGUGACAUUGUAAUACAAUACACAUAUACCUAUUUAUGUUAUGUAAAAUGCGGUGUGCAAAACCUCCAAAAAUUAUAGUGCCUUUUAAACGCUUUAUUUGAUACCUGAUUUCAAUGCAUUUUUUUUUUUUUUUUUUAAUAUAAAAUGUCUAUAACCACAGUUUAUGUCAGGAUUAAUAUAUAUUAUUAUAUGUGCAUUGGCGUAUUGUAAAUGUAAAAUGUCAAGUAUGAUUUACUCAAGUUUCAUUCAUAACUAUUUCUUGGAAAAAUUACCCGUAAGUACAUGUAUAGUACAUGACAUAGGUACAUUGAAGUAAAUACUAAUUUUUCAGUUUAUGUAAACAUAUGCUAUUUAAUACAAUCAAUAACAAGCACAGUGCUAAGUAAUCAAAGAGUAUUUUAGUAAUUAUAGUAAUUAAAUGUAGGUAAUAUAAGCUAUAUUUUAUUGUUUUCAAUUACAAUAAUAUAUUAAUAUGUAUGUCAACUCAAAAAUUAAACUUUUUUGUUAUCUUCUUUAUCUUAAAACAAACUUAAGGAAUAAUAUGCAUUAUUAUUCUCAAUAGUGCAUCUACUUACAAGACUGCGAUUAAAAUUUAUGUUAUGCAUUUUUUAAAUGUUUAACAAUAAAAUAGCUGUAGGUAGAGGUAGCUAUAUGUAGCUACAAAAGUUACAAUGCUAUAAUAUUUAAUAUAUAUUUAUAUUUAUUUUAAAUAUUAAAAUAUUUUACCUACACGUUUUAUCAUGUAUUUACGGAUAAUGGUUUGGAAACAAGUAAUGUUAUACAAAUUUAAAUAUUUUGUUAAAAAUGUAAUAGUGAAUAAAAUUAUAGUAUCUAGCAUCAUUUGUUCAAAUGUUUAUAUUUAAAAUUAUUAAUUAUUAAUUAAUUGUUAAAAAUAGAUAUGAUUGACAAAUAUUGGAUUAAAAAUUAAAAUUUUACCUACUCUAAUUAAAUCAAGUGAUAAUAUUAAUAUAGGUAAUUAUCUAUUUGUUAUAUAAUUAUUGUAUUUAGCAAUUGUGUAUUUAGUAUUUACAGGGAGCGACGGUUUGAAAUUUGAAUCUCCAUGAAAUUCAUUACAUCACUUUUGCAUAUUUAUAUGAUAACUAGAAAAAAUAUUUUUUAUAUAUCAUAUAGGUAUCAUAUUUAUUUAAAAAUAAUUGUCUAUUAUGUGGAAUAGAAUAAUGGUAAUAUUAUGGAUAUAUUGGAGUAAACCAAUGACUUAUUAUCAUGAUUGAUGCUCACUUAAAUUUUUAUUUUAAUAAUAUCACAUUUUGAUUCUUUGAACUUUUUAUGAUGUCUAAACUGUUGAAAGAAAUUUUUUUUCAAAUAGAAUACUAAGUAAAUUAUUUUUUGAAAAGACAUAGUUAUCUGAACUAAAAUGUGAAAGAGUAAAUAUUGAGUUAUUUAACUUUUUGUUGUAGUGGUAUAUAUAUUUAUUUAUAAACAAUUUAACGGAAUUAGAUCCUUUAUAAUAUAAAAAUGAAAUGUGAACAUUUAAUUAAAGAAUUUAAAUAAUUAUAGAUAAUGUUUCAACAAUAGGAAAAAAAGUAAUAAAAUAGUUUAAUUUCCGUAUUCUCUAUGAAAUGUUAUUUUUGUAAGCUCUAGUGUACCCCAGAGCCUUUAUUGUUUUAUUAUUUGUACAUUAACGAUUUACCAUCUGUUUUUAAUUUUUUAGUCAAUGUAUAUGUUCGCCGAUAAUACAAAAUUAUUAUCAAUAAUUAAAAAUUAAGAUGAUGUCAUUAAUGCUCAAGCAAAUUUGAAUAAAUUUAGUUCAUGGUGUAACCACAAUUUUAUUACCAGUUAAUAUUGAAAAACAAUAUUUUAUAAUUUUAAAUUAUAAAAUUAAUAAUAUUAUUAUUAACAGAAUUGAAUCUAAUAGAGAUUUGGUGUUUUUUUUUGCUAAUAUAUAUAUAUAUAUAUAUAUAUUUUAAUAACACUGAUAUAGUUAUAAAUAAAGCAUUUAAAAUGCUAGGUUUUAUGUUAAGGAAUUCUAGUGAACUUAAAAACGCUCAUAAGCUAAAAAAUGCUAUACUUUUUUCUCGUUAGGUCUAGUAUAAAGUUUGGUUCGUUUAUCUGGGGAUAAAAUCCGACUGCCAAACGCGUUAAUAAUAUUCAGAAUAACUUCUUAAAAUCUAUUGCUUUUCGUUUAAACUUACCUAUCUCUAUUGACUCUUUUUAGUAGCAGAUACAAUUUUUAUUCAGUUAUGUGAAGUAAGACGUAAGUUAACCGACACCGUCAUAUUUAUUUAUCAUAUUCUUGAUACUAAUAUUGAAUGUUCAAAUGUAUUAAUUAAAACUGGUAAUUGUACUCACAAAUAUUCUAUUAGAAAUUAAAAUUUAUUUUUCGUACCUUUUUAUAAGUAAAACAUAUGUACCGAUUUGUUUUUGAAUGUCCCGCGAAAGUUUUAGGAUGAAAGCUCUACAUAAUAUUCUAUUUUCAAACUAAUAUCUUAUUAUGUAUUUAUAUAUUAUACGUUUUUAUUAUUA
Messenger RNA from Rhopalosiphum padi (bird cherry-oat aphid), 4591 nucleotides. Its product is annotated as protein FAM3C-like. Bases 168 to 1265 code for a protein of 365 amino acids. The transcript has 8 exons. Lineage: Eukaryota; Metazoa; Arthropoda; Insecta; Hemiptera; Aphididae. The record is from RefSeq and is a predicted model, not a curated record.